This is a messenger RNA of Hyphopichia burtonii NRRL Y-1933, 1138 nucleotides long. RefSeq names its product Stp1p (gene STP1). Lineage: Eukaryota; Fungi; Ascomycota; Pichiomycetes; Serinales; Debaryomycetaceae. The transcript has a single exon. Bases 1 to 981 code for a protein of 326 amino acids. The record is from RefSeq and is a predicted model, not a curated record.
AUGUUAGGAUUGAAGAAUGAUAUUAGGUUUAACUUGAUAAUAAAUAAACAUUUAUUAUCGGUUAAAGUGAAUGUAUAUCAACUAGUACAAUAUUUACUAUUGAAACCAUUUGAAUUAUUUCCUAAAAACAUCAAGAAUGAAGAAAUUGUUAAUAAGAGGAAGGGACCCACUAAUUGUGCUGCUGAUGAUUUAGAACUACAAUUUAAUAAUGAGGAAUUUUUGAAUUCUUAUUUACCGUUUAGUUUAGAAAGUGAUUUGAACGACUAUGAAGUGACGUUUGAUCAGUUGUACGAUUAUUCUUUUAAACAAGAGGUGCCAAUGUAUUUACCACCCCCAGCACCACCGGUGGCCCCACCGGUGGUGGUGCCCGCCAUGCCACCAGCACUGGUGCCGGUGCCCGCCUCCCACUUUACGCUUAAUAUGAUUGGACUUGAAAACAACUACUUUAAAGACUUUAACCAACCAAUGAACCAAUCGCCGCAAUCGUCGAAGUCGUCGGACUUGAGUCCCUUGGACGAGGAGUUUUUAAAACAGGGUUUUUACUUGGAAUCGCAAAAACGGCCCUUUGAAGAAGAAGAAAGUCCCAAAAAACGUAAAAAAUCCAAUUCGGAAACUAAAUUUGAAUGUCAUCAUUGUCAUGCUAAUUUCAAAGUGAAAUCUUACUUAACUCGUCAUUUGAAAAAACACAAUACUUUCAAAGCUUUUAAAUGCCCCUUUUAUAAAGAUCCCAUAGUCGAUGAUUCAACUAAAAAAUUAAUCAACCCGGGAACUAAAUGUCAUCCCACCGGAGGGUUUUCAAGAAGAGAUACGUUCAAAACUCAUUUAAAAGCCCUUCAUUUCAUUUAUCCUCCAGGCACUAAAAGUAAUAAACGCCAUUUGAUCGGAGGAAGAUGUGCUGGUUGCUUCAAAUACUUUGAAUCAAAUGCAAAAUGGUUAGAGGAUCAUAUCGAACCAGGGGUUUGUAAUGGUGCUAUUAAUUAACUUGGUACGGCGGGUACGUACUUGUGAUAUAUUGUAAUAUUAAUGUUUAUUGGCUUGUUGUAGUUUCUUUGUAGAGUAGAUUGUCCUUAUAGAUGUCUACUUUAAUCCGUUAAUACCUCCAGCGAAUAUCAAUUUACAUCAGCGAAUAUCAAUUUAC